Heterostelium album PN500 is the source of this 762-nucleotide messenger RNA. RefSeq lists its product as uncharacterized. Gene Ontology annotation, molecular function: S-adenosylmethionine-dependent methyltransferase activity. The transcript is spliced from 3 exons. The record is from RefSeq and is a predicted model, not a curated record. The coding region runs from base 1 to 762 and encodes 253 amino acids. NCBI's taxonomy places the organism in Eukaryota, Evosea, Eumycetozoa, Acytosteliales, Acytosteliaceae.
AUGUCAAUUCCUGUUAUGUUGUAUGUCGAUGAUUACAGUGAAGAUUCUGUAGACUCCACAACUUCGGAUUGGGAGGAAAGCGAUGAUGAAGAUGACAAUCCUGUUAUCAAUUUUAUUAUAGAGAAGGAAAUACUAGAGCUUUUCUUGGUCUACGAUCAACACUACUCGAAAUUCAUUCGAAUAGACGGGAAGUGUGAUCCUAAUUCAAACAACUUGAUAAAGUUAAUCAAUGAUUCUGUGGAAGUUAAUAAACAGUUUCUGAAAUGGAUAUGUAUGAGAUAUGAUAGAGGCUAUUAUCAUCCUAGGUCAAGAGAUGAUAAUCAAUCAUCGAGUGAAGACGAAUCGUCACCAUUAUCAGAGGAUGAUCAACAAGUAGUACAGGAGACAACUAUCACCUCAACAGCACCUACAGAUGUAUCAACAACAGCAGUCAUCAAAACGUCUACUGAUACCUCAGAUAGCCCAAACUCAAAUAUCUGGACAACAAAAGACAUCAUUUAUAAAUUGUAUAAUCUUUUAUUAUUACUUAUUAGAGAUUGGUCAGCUGACGGAAUUUCUCAAAGAGAAUGCUAUAUACCAUUUUUAAAGAGUCUUAAGAGAUUGUACCCAGAUGAAAAGUCUAGAAAUAAGAUAAAGAUUGUAUGUCCAGGUGGUGGUAUGGGUCGUUUAGCUUAUGAAAUAGCGAAAUUAGGCUUUGAAACUGUACAGAAUGAAAUGUCAAUGUUCUUAAUAGUUGCUCUUAAAUCUAUUUUUAUAAAGUAA